AUGCAGAGUGAUGCCAAUCUCAACUCCGGUCUAUAUCCGAUGCACUUCCGAUCAACCAACCGCUUUCGAGUGGUGGUAGAGCGGGGGUGUCAACAAAAACCCAUCGACCUACACGGUAGAUCAACCAACUACUGCUCACAAGACCGACAGUCCACAAGACCGACCGCCCACAAGACCGACCGCCCACAAGACCUACCACCCAACAAGAACGACCACCCACAAGACCGACCACCCACAAGACCGACCGCCCACAAGACCGACCGACCGCCCACAAGUCCGACCUUCCACAACACCGACAGCCCACAAGUCCGACCUUCCACAACCUCGACACCCCCAACACCGACAGCCCACAACACUGACAGCCCACAAGACCGACCGCCCACAACACCGACAGCCCAUAAGACCGACCGCCCACAAGACCGACCGCCCACAACACUGACAGCCCACAACACAGACAGCCCAUAA
Molecule: messenger RNA, 465 nt
Organism: Strongylocentrotus purpuratus (purple sea urchin)
Lineage: Eukaryota; Metazoa; Echinodermata; Echinoidea; Camarodonta; Strongylocentrotidae
Product: extensin-like
Exons: 2
Coding region: 1-465 (154 amino acids)
Source: RefSeq, a predicted model, not a curated record